GUCUCCAGUCGGUCCCCCGCGUCGAGCGGUUCCACACCCUCAGCGGACCACUCGACUGCCACCCAACCCAUCCCCAAGAAGUCCCAGCAGAUCAAGACUGAUAAACCCCGCCCCCACAUAUGCACCAUCUGUACUCGUGCGUUUGCCCGGCUCGAGCACUUGAAGCGCCACGAGCGGUCACAUACCAAUGAAAAACCCUUCCAGUGUGCUGCCUGCGGACGGUGUUUUGCCCGCAGGGACUUGGUGUUGAGACACCAACAGAAGCUCCACUCGAGUCUCCCCAACAUCAUGCGUCGCGGGUCGUCCAAGGACUUGGACGAGCACGUUAUUGUGUUGCACAACAACACCGAGAACACGGCCCCGUUGCCCAACGGAGCCACUCCGGACUUGGGCGAUGCCAAUACAAACGAUGCGUUCGAUGACCCUGAAAAGAUGGCACCUUCGCAGCUCUAUUCUCCCCCCAAGUCCAACGAGUUCAACUACAACAACGGCAUGACCCCACAAUUCAGAACCGGCUUGUUCCAGAACCCGGGUACCUCCUCCAACAUUCUGCCUGCAAACAAUCCGAUUCCAUCGCCCAUCCCCACAAACUCCAGCCAGAACUCGCCUCCCAACGUGACCUUGCCCAGCAGUAUUACUGGUCCCUCUGGAUUGCAAAAAACCCACAUCGCCCAAAACAUCGACUCGCCUCGCAAAAAGCAGAAUCCCGUUCGCAUGAAGCAAGAGUCCAAAUCCAUCGAAGAGGCCUUGCGCACCUCCCACUUGAACCAUUUGUUGGGAUCACAGACCCGUCACGCCUCGUUUUCCGCUGUCUCGGGUUCUUCCUACACCAAUUUGAAGGAUGCCAAAAACAUUCAGCAAAUCAACUCGAGCUUCUUUGACUCGAAUGGUCAGCUGUCUGAUUUCUCGUCCCAAUUGAAUGCUUCAGACGAAUUAACUUCGAAGAAUUUGCUUUUGUCCGGUUUAGACAUUAAUUCUUUGGGAAUGAUGGAUUGGACCAAUCUUGACGGUCUCGACUUGAGUAGUGCUGCUGAUAGAACAAAGGGGGCAGGCUCUCCUUCGUUCUCCCAACUCACGGCCAAGCAAAGGUCAAUCAAGAACCUUCAACAGUUCUUUCUGGAUAAUUUGGCACCAUCGGGCCAUACCUUAGAUAACGGGAAUGGGAAUGCAACAAACGAAAACGCGCUUGCUGCCUUACAAUUUAACAACCCCAACCACCCCCAUCAUUUGAAGGGAAUGACUCCAUUUGAGUACGGGUUGAACCCACCAAAUUAUAUGAACAUGACCCAGAAUAUGUUCUCCAAUGGUCAUUCAGCUGCUAGUCCAAUCAAUUUACAAACUGACGCAGUUGAAAGUAAGAAAUUGAUGAAGAAGCAAAGGAAGGAGCACGAAGAAAAUCCAAGCAAAAAGGCGCGGACUGAUUCAACUUCAAGUGCUAAUAUAACCGAUCAAAAAAUACCUUUGAAUAGUUCAAACCAACCCAGGUUUUCCGCAACAAGCAACAUGCAUGCAAUAAACUUGAACAUGACUCCUGAUGACGAUUGGUUGAAAGAAAUUAUCAACACACCUUACGACACGAAUUUCCCUGUUGCCUCCCACCAAAUUGGGUUCAUCGAGGCUCCUUCAUUAUUGAAUUCCCCAAAAUUAGAUGCUCAAACUGCAACACUUCCUUCGUCCACUACUUUAGAGUACAAUUCAAUUAAUGAAAUUUCCUCACUUUUUAGAUCAAGGCAAAUUGAUUUGGUCAAACAAAUGAAUCCAAACGUGAUACAGGACAAGACUGACCAAGAAAAACAGACACUCGCACCUGGUGAUUUUGAAUUUACCCUUGAUAGCUCUCUCCUUCAAGAUUUCAAUUUCAUUACAGAAGACUUUAGAAGCAAGAUCAUUAGCAUUUCAAACUUGAAUGACACUCAGUUUCCUACUACCGAAGACUUGAACCAUUACAUGAGACUCUAUGAAUUGGAAUUUAACAAAUACUUCCCAUUCAUUCACCUUCCAUCAUUAAAAAACCCUAUGGUCAACAAAUUUGAGUAUAUUCCGUUGAUUUUGUCAAUGACAUCGAUAGGUGCUUUGUAUUCCUACCACGACACGAACACAUUGUUAUUGUUCAGUUUGUCAAAGUAUCAUAUUCAAAAUUUCUUUGAGAAAGAGAUUACCUUGAACAAUUUGCAGUUCAAGAAAGUACCAUUAAUGGCUCACCAAUGUUUGGUUUUGCAUAUUUUCAUCACUUUGUUUUUCAACGAAACGAAUAUGACAGACGUGACUUCCAAGCAAAUGAAAUCGAUGAUUGGAUUGAUCAAGUCUACAAACUUUAAUGAACCGUUGGAACAAUUCUUAAUUCCACCUCAAGAUCUCAGAAAGAUUGAACUGUCUCAAGAUUCUACGCAAGUUAUUCAGAAGAACUUUGAUUACUUCAUCAUGGCCCAGUCCAGAAUCAGAACAAUUCACUUGUUCUAUAUGUUACAAUCAUUCAGAGCUAGUAUCGGAGGCUUACCGAUCUAUUGUGAUCAUAGUCUAUUGAAGAGCGGUAAUCAUUGUGCCAACGAAGACUUAUGGCGUUGUUCAACUUCGGCAGAUUGGUUCAGCGUUAUUAAGAAUGGGAAAUUUGACUCCUUGGUGGAUUUAAGUAAUGGACAGCCUUUUGACAAGAUGUUACAAUACUUGAGAGGCAAUUUUACUGGACGAGACGUUUCUAUGCCUUUGUCUUUUAAUAACCUUCUCUCUUUAUUGAUGUACGCACAUGAAUGUGUUCAAAUUCAAUCCUUACAAUCACAACCAUUCAACCACCUAGACUGGAAACUCAAUCACAAACCAAGCUUGGAAAAGCUUGUAAAGUGUUGGGAACAAAAAUUUAUCAUGAAUGGUGGUACGUUAUUAAUCGACGCUACCGAUAGGCAUUUACUCAACAUUCAUAAUGAGCUCAAGAUUAUUCUUCCCUUAUACUGGUUACUUAAGAUUAAGUUGGUUAUCAAUAUCACUCCAGUAAUAUCACCAGUUUUUUCGAAAGACUGGAAGAUGAUGAAUAAUAAUUUGGAUCGGAUUACGCAAGAUGAACCUACUUUCGAGAAUUUGAAGCAAAGUUUGCCAUUCUGUAUUGAGAUUAUCGAAUUAUGGACCCACAAUAUCAAAAGUAUUAGCAAUGAUGAUAUGAAACAAUGUUCCCUAAGAAGUCCAGUGUUCUUCGUGUCAUGCUUAUUUGUGGCAGUCUUGAUCAUGUCAUCGUAUUUGCAUUAUUUGGAAAGCAAGAUCGAGAAGAGUUCGUUAAACGAUUGUGAAUUGAUCAAAUGGGUUGAAUGUGAAAGCAUUACCUCUAAAGUUGAAGAAGUUUUAAGUCCUAUUUUGAAGUCUUCAUACUCUGAGAUGCUCACCAAACAAGGGAAUACAUUUAAGUCAGUAAAACAGGAUGAUGGAUUGAUGAAGGUUAAGCAGUUAAUCGAAACGAAGGGGAAAUGUGAAGGUUCUCAACAAAUGAACCAAAUCGAACAAGAAAUACGGGGCGAGAUUUUGAAUGACAAAUUAUCCAUAAAGACACUUUAUUUGGGUAUCAGAAUCUUGGCCGAUGCCCCAGUGUGGCCAAUUGCAAUGGGGCUCUCUGAAUCACUCAAAUUCAGAGCAAAUUAUUUAUCAGAAAAG
Suhomyces tanzawaensis NRRL Y-17324 is the source of this 3636-nucleotide messenger RNA. RefSeq lists its product as uncharacterized. Gene Ontology annotation, molecular function: RNA polymerase II cis-regulatory region sequence-specific DNA binding; DNA-binding transcription factor activity, RNA polymerase II-specific. Lineage: Eukaryota; Fungi; Ascomycota; Pichiomycetes; Serinales; Debaryomycetaceae. The record is from RefSeq and is a predicted model, not a curated record. Gene Ontology annotation, biological process: regulation of transcription by RNA polymerase II. The transcript has 2 exons. Gene Ontology annotation, cellular component: chromatin. The annotation marks the transcript as partial.